CUGGUCAUUUCUCCUGGCUGUUGUGAAUCAGCUGGGAAGGUUCUGUUUUUGCAGAGGGUGACACGAGUUGAUCGCUGAAUGUUAGUUUAAGAACUGAAAACGGCCGAGAAUGAAAUUCAGAUGUCAGCAGACACAACCAGUCGCGGUUAAUCGGACUGUCGCUUUGCGCACCGACUGAUUUUUUUUUAACAAAACUGCUGCACCCCUAUUGCUAUUUAAAGAAAAAAAAGGUUAUUUCUGCAGGAGGUCGCUUGAUGUCAGGCAAUGUGAACAACAUCGAGCGUCCGAAAUUGUGCAUUGUGAAUGGCUUUCGGUGCAAAGGAGAGUGAACAAGGGGAGUUCUGCUUCUGCAUGUUGCUUAAUGUUGCUAUGGCAGCCACAAGAUUGUUCGAUACUUCUGAUGCAGUGGAACUCUUUGCCCCCCAGUGCCUGUACUUAAAGCCGAUUGCAAGGCUGACAAUCAGUGUGAUGUUUCCUGAGUCCAAGAUAUCCCCAAGGCUCGUUUCAAACUGGGAAGUGAUGGAGAUUCUGAAGAAAAUGGCGUACCCAGAUCAGAUUACAUCACUCAAAGUCUCGCGAAGUACAAUGGACUUUAUUCGCUUUGAAGCAGAAGUUGAAAAUAAGAACCAAGUUCAAACUGUAUGGGAAAAGUUCAACAACAAAACCAUUAAGAUGAACGGUAUCAAUGAGACAGCGAAGGUUCUGGCUGUUGUAACUCAAGUCAACUUUCCAAGCCCGUGUGACUGGGAGUCCUUUUUUAAGAUGGCUGACUGCAUGAAUGAGGCCUUACCUGGUGAGAGACCUGAUACCAUUCACAUGGAAGGGCUGCCUUGCAAGUGGCUUUCUUCAAAGCAGCUCAAUAGGGAGAAGCCAAUGGAAGAGAUCCUUCAAAAAGUUUUUGGAAGGUUUGGAGAGAUUCGAAAUGUUGACAUUCCCAUGUUGGAUCCUUAUAGAGAGGAAAUGACAGGAAAGAAGUUCAAUACAUUCAGUCUUGGCGGACUCCCCACCUUUGAAGCAUACAUCCAAUAUCAGGAUUGUGCGGGCUUUGUGAAGGCUAUGGAGUCUUUACGGGGAAUGAAGUUGAUGCACAAAGGGGAUGAUGGAAAGGCACUGGCAUGUAACAUAAAGGUGACCUUUGACACAACCAAGCACCUUAGUGACUCGGCCAUUGAGAAGCGGAACCUGGAAAGGUUAAAGCUGCAAGAGCUGGAGAAGCAGCGGGAGGAGCAAAAACGGAGGGACAAGGAAGAGGAGCAGGCCAAAGAGGCUGAACGGAGACGUAGGGAAGACGAGCGGGAAAGGGAGAGGAGACGGAAAGAAAAGCUCAGGAGGAGGGAACACAGGCAGAGAGAGCGGGAGGAGAGACGCCGCCUGCGCAAACAGUGGAAGAUAAAAACGGGGAACGAAAAAGAGCAGAAGGAGGCCACUGCCUGGGAAGAGAGAAAACUGGUGUUAGCACAGAGGAAGCUGGACUCGUACAGGCUCCUCACGGUGCUCUUAAACAGUGCAAAAUUGUUCUUGCAAAAAGAAAUGAGGUUUCGAAAGAGACAGCUUCCUGAGAGCGACACAGCAAACUGUAACCAGAAAAAGCUGAAAUGUGAACACGUGGAAGAAAAUGAGCGACUGAAACCAGGUGAAGAUGUCGCCGGAAAGGAAGGUUUUCAAAAAGUGGAGACUGAAGAAUGGAAGAAGAUUAAGAUGGUGCACAAAAUCACUGAUGAGAAGCACAAGUCACUUACUGGAGCAAAUGAGCCUUUGAGAUCACAAACCAACAACUUUCCAUUCACAACCUCACUGAUAGACAUGAUUCCUGUUGACUCCAAAGAACAGCAUGGCCCUGUCAGGGAAAAGGGCACAACAUCCCAUGAAUCUGGAUCAUUGCAAAUUACUGUGAUUCAAGAUUGUGGUGCACACUUAUAUAAUCAGCAUACAGGUGGCUACAAUAAUUACCUGUGCAAUCGACACUCGCGUAAGGUCACCACUGUGGAUCGGCAGAUUCGCCAUCAGCUUUACAGCUAUGAAGAUUUUGUCAGUUGCUUGCUGGAUUACCAUCAGCUUGCCUGCCCUUCAGAUCUCACCCGUGCAAAUAUCUGCCUUGAUACCAGCAGCUCAGGAAACCACUCUGAGUGGCGGAGGAUAGUCUCUGACAAUGGGGAAAGCUUCAGAAUAGAUUUGAAGAAUAAAUCGAACCAUCUUUGCACCAAGGUUAGCGCCACACCACAAAACAGGUGGCACGAUUAUGACCACAACAGCAAUUACCGGUGGACAAUCACUAUCAGUGAGUCUGGUGCGAAGCAGAAAGCCUCCAGCAGUAGUACUAACCAUCAGCUGAACAACUAUAACAGAGAGUUCCAGUUGCAGUGGAAGGAUUUAGACAGCCAGUUGGAUUUUCGGAAAGAUUUAACUGGUGGGAGUCAACUGCACUUAAAAGAUAUAGUUGGUGUCUCAGAGAACAGUUGUGUUGCCUCUGACUAUAGCUUUAAAAACCAAGAGGGGAAAUUGGUCAGUAACCCUGAGAAUCUGUAUUGCAGCACCAAGGAUCUGUGGAUAUCUUCCCAUUCAGGCUCCAAAGAACCAUGGAAAAAUCCCACUACCAACUGGAAAAUUUCAAUUAAAAACACUCAGAACAAUGUGGCUCAACCAAGGCUAGAGGACAGUAAUCAGUCCAGGAAUUCAAGCAAGAAGUACAACCCCCAACUGAAAUCUCAUUGCAAGGUAACCAAGAUUGAACCAGGUUGUCCCAAGCAAGAAUGCACAGAUGAGCUGAAGCAAUCAAAUAAAACAGUAAAGCGCAUUCAUAAGGAUAACGCUUGUGAGUUCAGUGCUGUACAGAGCUGGUCAAAUUGCAAGUCAGGAAUUCACCAAGAAGCCUUGAACCACAAGCCUAACAAAAAAUCUCAAACAUGCAGCAAUGACACAAAGCCAGCUCCCAGUGGAUCCAGGAGUGAACUAAAAUAUCCUUGGAAAGAAAAUGAAAGCAAGUUAAAGGAAGAGCUUAACAAUUCUGGCAAACCUUGUAGGGGGCACCAGAGGAAAGACUUAUGGGAUGGUGAAGGAUCUGGGAAAAAGCUUAGCAAUGUGUCGGAUUUGGGUAAUCAGCUGUCUAGUGGCUCUGAAGUCUUCAGUGAUGAAGCAAAGCACAAAAUAAAGGAAAGCAACACAGUGAUCAUAGUACAUCCCAAAGACAAGCACUGUAAACGUAAGAAUCAUCUCAUGGAUUCUAAUAGAGAUAUGAAAACCCAUUGGAAAGGUCUUUCUGCUUCAUCUCAGCAUGUGAAGAAUGAAUGGAUAGAUAAUUAUUGCUCUUAUGAAAGGGGUUUUAGCAUUCACCAUGGUUGCUAUGGAAAUUAUUCUUGGCCUCACGAAAGAGAUUUUGGGCAUCAUUAUUACCAUUCUCAAACAGAAGCAAAUGGAAACCAGACAUACUUUCACAAGCAGCUUGGUUUUGAUGAUGCGCUUUAUGAUGAUAACAGAAAUGGGCAAAAAAUGAAGAAGCAUGAAAAUGAUACAAACAAAUUUCAUCUCCGUAAAUAAGCAAAAGGAUUAAAGUGAAUAAAAACAACUUAGGAGGUCUAAGCACAGUGAAGCUCAUGCAUCAUCAUAUCUUCUAUAAAUUAGUGACCUAAUCUGCUUAUUUUAUCCAAAGCACCAUCCAUAAAAAACAGAUUUCCAUAUGAUUUGACUUGUGCUAUUACAAUAAAACCCAUUUAAAUACAUUGAUGCUUUUCUAGGCCAAAGCACUUCAAUUAAUCUGAUUUGAACAAAGUAGCAUAUUAAACCUAGCUUAGGUAUGAAUUGACAUAUGGUCGUGUAAAUGCAAUAUUGUAGCCUGUUUGAUUGACCAGCAAUCAUUCUCUUUCUGCGAACAUGUUUGAGAGAACAAAUUCUAUAUUUGGGAGUCAACGUAGAAAAGGAUGCACUCCAGAUAUUUGGCAACCAAACGAAAUAGGAACAACAUAAUAAGUGUUCCCCGAAAAUUACAUUUAAACUUCUCCCUUCUCAUUAAUAUUUUAUCUUAGCCAACAUUGUCCCCGCAAAAACAAUCUGGUCAUUUACCUUGCUACUUUCUUGGGAGCUUGCUGUGCGCAAAUUGGCUGCAACAUUUGCCUAUGUUACCACAGGGCAACACUUAAAUAGUUAAUUGACUAUGAAGUGCUUUGUGACAUCCUGGGGAUGUGAAAGGUGUUAUACAAUUGCAAGUUCCUAUUACAGUGAACAAAGUCAGUGAUACAGCAGGCUUUGUACUGGAACAGAGGACAUAAGCUUUAUUAUUCUCUGGUCCUGGUUCCUACUUAAACUCUGAUACUCCAGUGAAUUAGCGUGGCAUAGACCUAACUUUAAUUGCAACCCUCACAGCACAACAUUAUUUCAACCUUUUUUCUCUCUUCUCAGACUUUUAGUUCUAGCCAAAGGCUAAUUUAUUAGGGGAAUAUGGUUUUCCCAAUGAGAGGGCACCACUGUACCAUUUAGCUUGACAACCCACUUCAUAAAAAUGUAAUGGUUCUUGUUUUUCUUUGUUAAAUGUUUACUUUUGGUAGUUAAAUGACUCAAAUUAAAUCAAAAUAUGAAUAUAAAAUGUU
This is a messenger RNA of Carcharodon carcharias (great white shark), 4580 nucleotides long. Its product is annotated as A-kinase anchor protein 17B-like. Bases 304 to 3534 code for a protein of 1076 amino acids. The transcript has 5 exons. Gene Ontology annotation, molecular function: nucleic acid binding. NCBI's taxonomy places the organism in Eukaryota, Metazoa, Chordata, Chondrichthyes, Lamniformes, Lamnidae. The record is from RefSeq and is a predicted model, not a curated record.